CAGAAUCAGCGGGUGCGUGAGUGAGUGAGUGAGUGAGUGUGUGCGUGUGCGUGCGUGCGUGCGUGUGCGUGUGUGCCAGUGCGUGUGAGACAGACGCAGAGUGAGAUCGGACAGCCGAGCGGACUUCACAGAGCCGAGUUUCCAAGAGCAGAAGGAAGAGAAGUAGUUGAGAAGUGAUCAUGGACAGGAUGAUAUCAGGACGCGUGUGGCUCGCCUGCGUUUCACUCUUCUUCCCACUGCACGUGUGUCUGGCUUUCGUGUCAGUGAAGGUGACACCUACAGUGGAUGUGAUUAUAGGAGAAACCGCCUGGCUGCCCUGCACCUUCUCCACCACUGGCAACAUGACCGUGGUCCAGUGGUUCAUUGAGUCUGCAGGCACACGGAAGCGUGUAGCUUUCAGGUCAUCCAAAGACGACGGCCUAGAUAAAGACACACCGUUAACAGACCGUGUCACCAUGGAAACUGACAUGACCCUGGUCAUCUCUCCAGUAAAGGUGAUGGAUGAGAGGAGCUUCUUCUGCCAGGUGGACGGAGGACCCGUGGGUACCGCAGAGGCUGAGACCAAACUCAAGGUGUUCUAUGCUCCAGAAAAGCCAGUGGUGUCUGAAAAUAAACAAGUCAUUCCUGUAAGCCCAGAAAACCCAACUGCACAUCAGGUGGGCAAAUGCACCAGCAGCAAUGGUCACCCUGAGCCUCGUAUCAUCUGGUUUAAAGACUCCAAACCUCUGCCAGAGGUUGCAGAUCCUAAAGACAAGUUAUACAUGGUCCCGGGUGUGGUGAAGGAGUCAUCAGGUCUCUUCACGGUCACGAGCACUCUGUACAUCCGGCCCAAUAAGAUGGACGCCAAGUCAGUGUUCCACUGCACCGUGGAGUACAGGAUGCCAAACGAGGAGAUUAAAAAGGAGAACUCGGAACCUUUCAACCUCACACUGCUCUACCCAGCAGAGAAUGUGUUCUUCAAAUUGUUGAACACAUCACCAAUCAAAGAGGGAGAUGAGGUUCGGAUGAAAUGUGAGACGGACGGAAACCCUCAGCCUCAGUUCGAAUUCUCCAAAGACACCAAUUUCGUUACGCAAACAAGUGAGACGGGAUUGCUUAUUCUGCGCAACGUCACUCGCAGUGACUCUGGCACCUACAGUUGUGAGGCAAUGGACUUUGACUCUUUGUCUGCUGACCUGACCAAGAACCUCGCCAUCAACGUGCACCAUCUGGACCCAGUGUCUGUGGUGCCAGCCAGCCCUUUGAUGAUAAGUAAAGGUGAUCCCAUUGAGCUUCAAUGCAAGACCAGGUCUUCUGAUGAGUACACCCUCUCAUGGAUGAAGGAUGGUAAGCAGCUGUCUCAGAAGGGUGUGCUGGCUCUGCAGUCUGCAAAUUUGGACAAUGCUGGCGAGUAUGUGUGUAUUGCAUCGGUCCCCUCAGUGCCGGGCCUGCAGAAGCAAGCUAAUAUCACAGUUAUCAUCUCAGGUCAGCCUGAGAUUGAUGAGCCCAUGACAGGAAAGGUUGCAAGGCAGGGAGAUAAGGUCACUCUCAGGUGUUCUGCUCAAGGCUAUCCUGCUCCACAGUUCACCUGGAAACCCUCUGGCAAAGAGUCAUUAGAAAUAAAUGGGAAUAAGUUCACCAGCACAGUCAUCCUGGAGGCCACAGCUGCUGUUCUCAAAGAUGGCGUCAUUUGUGAGGCAAACAACGAGCACGGUGCAGACAGCAAGAAGUUCACAGUCGAAAUCCAGUCAGACAACACAAUCGAUUCAAAUGGCGGUGCACGAGGAAGCCCAGUGUUUGCAACAGCUGACACUCAGCAGGGUGGCUCCAAAGGAGUGGUGGUCGCUGUGUUGGUGUGUGUGCUGCUGUUGCUCCUGCUGGUGGCUGUUCUUUACUUCUUCGGUAAGAGGGGCAGGAUGGCCUGUCGCAAGAAGGAGAAGAAGGACGUUGCAUCUGGGGAGGUGAACAGUGACAUUGUGGUGGAGAUGAAAUCUGGUGAGAAGCCCAAUGAGGAGUCAGGGCUGCUUAAUAAACCCCAUGUAGAGCAGUGAUAUGAGAGAAGAAUGUGGAGGAAGACAAAUCAUCUGAGGAAUUGAAGAGCAGGAGGGGUGCUUGAGUUUUUUUGGUUUGUUUUUUCUGAGUGAGGCACCAACCUGAAGCAGUGGGGCGGAUAUAUUUGAGCUGUAAAUUUUGUUUAGGGUCGGGUUGGGGAGAGGCAGAUGGGGUUAGAAACAGUGGGUGGGGUUUGACAUAGUGGUUGGGGUUAAGGACAGUGGGUUUGAACAAUUUUUGUAAAAGUGGUCUUCUCUGUUUUUAAGGGGGGUGGGGUAAAUUUUAAAUGUUUUUUCUGCUAAAGUGAGAAACCAAUCACGCAAAUCAUUGUCCACUGAUCAUGACUCUGCAGACUAGCUGUAGAAAAGAAAGCAUCGGAAACUCAAUCCAGCACCGGGUAUACUGCCAAAUUUCCAGAUCUUUUAAUUAAAUCACUGUGCCACUGGAUUGAUCUUUAGCCUGUGCACUCCUCUUUUCAACUUAGUCUGCAUUAGACACUGCACUUACUGUCUGUUCUUACACAAUUCUUCCCACUGUAAGUGCAUUGACACCUGUUGAUCAUCUUUAAAAACACUGCUCAUAAGCAUACACUUUGUCCUGUACAAAUUGCCUGACUGUGGACUUGCAUGCUACUGAAAAUAGCCUGUCUCUUUUUUCCCUACAUUGUAUGUAUAGCCAAAUGUUUGCAUUUUUUUUCUAUCUGUAUUACAUGGUAGCUUCCUAUACAGCACUGCCAAUGCAUCUGUAAAGUCUGAGCAAACCAAAUGCUUGGAGGUGCCAAGGAGCAAGAGAUUAGAAAGUAAGAAAUACAAGGUCAUGCCACUGAAUGCUCUGAGAUGUACAGGCCAAAAAAAUGAGAAGCUUGUUUUUUUUUGUUGUUUUUUUUUAAACCUGUGUCCUCGCAAAAUGUUUUUUUUUUUUUUUUCCUGAAUCUGGAUGCCUCAGUGCAACCUACUCAUGUUCAAAGAGUUUGUCGUUUGUGUAAUUUAAAAGGCCAUGGAGAGAAAUACAGAAGUCUUCUCUAAGUAGCUAAUUAGACUUUAAAGCUCGGUUAUAUGUCCUUUAGUCCCAGGAAUUUGUCACGAGGCUGCACCCAUGCACAGUAUUAAGAUUACGACAUCGUCUGUUUCUGUUGGGUGACUAUGUGACAAGUAUUAGAAAUUUUAUAUGUAAUUAGAAAAAAAGUAAUAAAACAUGAAUUUUUCCCAGAUGUAAAACUGCAAAUGGACCCAAAAGAACCUUACAGAGCACCACUGCUGGUACAGACCAUGUUCCAAACCAUAUUAACUUCUACUGAUUCUCAUCACUCCAUGUGCCUUUCUCAGAACUUCUUUAUUUGUAUUUAUGGGACUAUGUCUAUUUAAAUGCCUCCAGCUUCUCACUCAGUUCUAGUUUCAUGGCCCUGUACAAGUAAGGUGUAAGUAAGUAGUGAAGAGUCUCGUCAGUGGGAGUAGUUAUGGAAAUGCUAGGAUUAUGGCCACACAUCUAGUUUAAUUUUCUUUUCUUUUUUUUUUUUGUUAAACCAAAAAUCUAAAAGACUGUAAAGGUAAUGAAUUCUCUGUCAUAUUAGGAGGCUUCAUUCUCCAAAGCUCGACCCAUGUCACUGCUGUUAUGUCUGUGCUAUAUUCUUUGAAUGUGAUUACGUGAAUAUGUCACACACACUCACACACAUACACACACUCUGUGCUUCUUUCCCACAGGCUCUAGCAAAGCAGAGUAAUUAUAGAUGCUCUAACUGAUAUCACAUGUGAGUUAACGGUAAUUGAAUAAGGCAGGUUAGGGAAGUGUGUUUAUACUAUAUGUGAACAUUUUGAUUUGAAUAUGAACAACCUACUGAGUCGUGCAUGUACAUAUUAUCCUGUCGUUUGGUAUGUAUGUGCUUUCAUUAGCUAUAUACACAUACUUAAUGCUUUUCUGAAUAUGGGGUUAUAAGGCUUACCCUUUCUCAGACACUGAUGCCCAUGUUAAUUCCAUUACAAAAUGUUGAUAUACAAUAAGCUGAAUGUUAUAUUUUAUAUUUAAGUUAGAUUUUUUAUUAUUUGAUUUUUCCAGCUAUAGCGUCAUGCCAAUUUAUCACUGAGAUGUGGUCGAGCAUUAUAGCCAUUUUUUAAUAUCGUAAAAAACUUAUUUGUGCAAGUUCUUUUUUUAAGAAACAAUGACUUGUGGUUAAACUACUGAAUUAUUGCUUCUAUUUUACAUCUGUCACGUUCACUGGUCUUGCAGGUCAGGUUUAGAUAUCUUGUCAUGAAUUAUAAAGUAUUGUGACUACUUUCUCCUUUCUGAUGUAUAUUUUGUGGUAUUAGUUGUGAGCUUUGUAGCCUGUUUUUCACCUUUUGUGGAGCUGUGUAGAAUUUAUACUGACAAAAAAAAUUUCCACACUUUA
Messenger RNA from Pangasianodon hypophthalmus (striped catfish), 4414 nucleotides. RefSeq names its product basal cell adhesion molecule (Lutheran blood group) (gene bcam). Bases 180 to 2030 code for a protein of 616 amino acids. The transcript is spliced from 17 exons. Gene Ontology annotation, cellular component: plasma membrane. Lineage: Eukaryota; Metazoa; Chordata; Actinopteri; Siluriformes; Pangasiidae. The record is from RefSeq and is a predicted model, not a curated record.